This is a messenger RNA of Vitrella brassicaformis, 2166 nucleotides long. The record is from the annotation of a GenBank genome assembly. Lineage: Eukaryota; Vitrellaceae.
AGUGAAUGGCCACACACACUUGCGGCCGCCAGGCACGCACAGGCAGGUCUUUGGGCAGUCGACAGCAAGGACAUGCACAUGCACACAGCAAACAAUCGGCUCGCCGAGUUCAAGAGUAUGCCCAAAAGCAGCUCCUGCAAGCGCAAGCGCACAGGGAUGAAGUUCGUCCAUACACACCUGCCUGCCUGCCUGCCUGCCGAGAUAGUAAGCGCGUACUGCACCUCAGCUGUCGUGUAGCAUGUCGUGUUCCACGACAAUGGCUGACCAAACUGGUUGAUCCACAAGUGGCACACACACACGCACACACACACAUCUUUCCCCUUUCGCAGGACCAAGUCAUGUCUCUUCUCUCACCAGCACAGUGGUUGAGACAUAUUUCACCAGGAAAAACGGCAAGGUAUCGACGUCAGCCGUCGCCUCGCUGAGCUUCUGCAGCCCCACGUUGACCGCCCGCUCCAGCUUGUUGAUCUCGUCAAACUUCUCCUCGUACACCUUCUUGUAGAAGUUGAUGAAAAGCAGGUGCGUUUUGGGCGUCACGUACACGUGGCGACACAUACCCGCGAAGUAGAGGUCGCAAAUCGUACCCACUUGUGCGUGCACCGUGUCCAUCAGCCGGUAGAGCUUCUCCUUGUUCUCGGGGCUAGUGUCGACCUUGUCGUCGGACAGGAAGGCCGACGCCAUGGCGAUGAGGGCCUCCUCCGGCCAGCGCAGAAACCGGUCGAUGGUCACGCAGCUAAAGAGGGCGGGAACUUCUGCGCACGGACCACAGGCGAGAAGCACAAGACCGCACGGAGAUUGUCUCUGGAUACAUCGAAGGGGAGGAGGAGAGGGAAAGAGAAAUGUGUAGUUGCGCUUGAACAUGCCUUGGAUGAAGAAGUAUUGGUACAUGCUGAUCAUGUUUUCCUCGAGCCAUGGUCGCUCCUUGACGAAGUCUUUACGAAUCUCAGCGCACAUGCCGUCCCGCUCGUCCUUUUGGAAGAGCCCCGCUACCUCGCCAGUGGAGAGGACCGAGUUGAGGUACUCGAGGAAGCUCUCCUGCUUGACCUCCUGGUCCGCAUCCACGUACAGACCCCUGCAGCAAGCCAGCCAGCCAGCGCCACAAGGAGACACGAAGAUGGGUGUCUGCUGGUGCGUGUACCUGAGAUUGUCGAAGAAGGCCUGCUCGCCGUAUGUCUUGGUGAUGGUGAUCUGGAAUCGCUUGUGGCGGGCGAUUGCUUGCCAGAGCCGCCGACACCCACAAGCAUGGCCGACCCGCGGGGCAGCUGCAUGAUGCGUGAGAUCCUCAUUAUGUGCUUUAGGGCGUCGUCGAAGAGCACGAGGUUCAUGCUCUUGGCGGGGUCUCCUCGUUGUACUUGGUCACAUGCUGUAGAAAGCAGACUUGUGCACACACAAUACUCUCUGCGAAUACCUUGCUCACCUGACGGUCGCCGCUUUGGAUGGACAGAUGCGCACCUGCCUGCGAUCAAAUCAAUGAAUAAUGAUUCACGCACGCCACGCCACGCCACGCCAAAUGGACACACCAGCACACCGACCACACCCACCCUGACAAACCUAACAAGGACGAACACAGCUCGUACUACAUAAACACAGGAAACGAGAGACCACAAAGCUCGGACUACGGACGAAACCGUGCACAGGGAGAAGGGAGACACAGCCCAUGGCGACAACAGACAAACAGAGAGCAAUUCCGUCCAUGGACGAACGGACAGACGCACUGCAUUUCUCAACAACAGACCCCUCCCAUACGUGAAAUGCAGAGCCGUUCAUGUGAAAGACUAUUUCCCAGGCUCUUCACACAAGGAGUGACGCUCAGUCAGCGGGAGUGACGCUCAGUCAGCCACGAAACAGAUCAGCGAGAUCAGCGGAGAAGAAGGCGAGCACAGGUUUAAACGGCUCAGACUACGAGCGAGCCGUCCACGGACAGAAGUACCAUCGAAGACAGUGCACCAAGAAACGGAGGCACUACCGGACACAAUCAACCUCAUACUGAACACAAUCAACGACGCAAGCUGCCCGCCACAAAAAAUGACUAAGGAAAGGGAGAGACAAAGACAGACGAAAGCAGAUGGCCCGGACUACGAGCGAACCGUGUACUACAGAGAGACAUUCAUGCAGCGCAGAGCCACUCAUGGGGAAACCAUUUCCCAGGCUCUCCGUAGGCCUUAC